UUUCUACUACAAGUGGACAAUUUGCCAGAUUCUUUCUGAUUAUGAAAUUAAUUUAAUUUCAAAUUUUCUUUUUUUAAAAAUGAAAAAGAAAAAGAAAGAGGAAGAUGUUUACUCUUUAUCCGGUUGUGGGUUCAAACUUAAAAAAAGACAGUUUUCUAAAACCUCAGGAAGUGUGUGUUUCUGUUAUUCUGUUUCAUUGGUUGUAGGAGUGCAUGUCUCAACUGGGAGAUCCGGCCAUUAAGCUCUUCGGUAGUAAUAUUCCGUUGACUGACUCUCAGAUUCCGUCAGUUUCUCUUCAACUCUCCGACUCUGACUGUCCCACUCCGUCAAUUCCUCCACUCAUGUAUGAAUGUGAAGCAACAACAAAGGCAGAAGUGGAUGAGCAUCUCAUCGAAAAGCCUUGCAAGGGGGAUAUUCCUUCUGGUUUAGAUAAUCAAGAAGAUAUCAAGUGCCAAAAUCAUCCACUGGAGAAUGAGGCCAAUGUUGAUAAAAAAUCUGAGGAAGACCAAGUUACUAACAGUGAAAUUGGUGAGCAAGAGAAGGUUUUAAAGAGGCCAAACAAGAUCCUCCCUUGUCCUCGUUGCAAUAGCUUGGAGACGAAGUUUUGCUACUUCAAUAAUUAUAAUGUAAACCAACCUAGAUACUUUUGCAGGAAAUGCCAGAGAUAUUGGACAGCUGGGGGAACAAUUAGAAAUGUUCCUGUUGGGGCUGGAAGGCGCAAGAAUAAGCAUUCAUCUUCACAGUGCCAUCAGGUAGUGGUGCCCCCUAAUGUAGUAUCAGUCACCAGAGCAGACACCCUUACCUCUGCCAGCAGUCAGCAUCACUCAUGUACAGGACUUCCUUCCUUCUCAAAGGGAACUGGGGAAAUCCUAAAGUUUAGCAAAGAUGCUCCUCUAUGUGAAUCCAUGGCAAAUGUGCUUAAUCUCAAAGAGCAGAAGGGAAGUGUUGAAAUUGGGUCUUCAGUUGUUGAGGAUAAUAGUGAGGAGCCCUUAUCAUCUGGCUCUUUCUUGGCAGCUGUUACUUCUGAGGAAAGUGAAUUUUCAGUAAAGGAAUUCAAGCCAGAUGGUUUGCCUGGACAUUGCAGAAAUUUCAAUCCAAUGCAUACACUGCAGUGUUACCCUGUUCCCCAAUGGGCUUACCAUUGGAACCAAGGUUGGCAUACAAUGAUGUUUGGACUCAAUAACUGUAUCUCUAAUAGUACUCAUAUGAGUUCUACACCUGUGGUGCCAGUUCCUGGCUUUUCUGCACCAAGUAUUACAUUCCCAUUUCUACCUGCCUCGUACUGGGGUUGCAUUCCAAGCUGGGAUACGAGGAAUUGGAAUACACCAUUGGUUGGAUCUACUGGCAGCUCAUCAGCUUCAUCUUCUACCAGCAACAACAGCUGUUCAGGUAAUAGCUCACUGAUCUUGGGAAAACAUUCAAGGGAUGCAAAUUCACAAAUUGAAGACACAAUGGAACAGAAUCUUUGGGUACCUAAGACACUGAGAAUUGAUGACCCAGAAGAGGCUGCAAAGAGUUCCAUAUGGUCUACGUUGGGUAUUAGGCCUGAUAAGGACAAGCCCAUCAUCAAAGGUGGUAUAUUUAAAGCUUUCCAAUCCAAAUCAGACGCCACUUCCCAUACAUCAGAUACUGAUCAGGUUUUACAAGCAAAUCCAGCAGCUUUUUCUCGCUCCCAAUCUUUCCGAGAAAGUACUUAAAAAUUGUGGAGUUUUAAAAUGUAGAAAUUAUCUUUAUGUUUUGGUGGUCAUUAAAAGGACCAAGGAAACCUGUGUUGUAUUAUGAAGUGCACAGGGCAUGCUGUCAUUUUUGUGUAUGUUAUGGCUACAUCAUGAGUUAAUAUUGUUUUAGAAGAGUGCAGUCGCCCUGGAGGCCCUCUUACUUGUGUAAUCUUGAUAACCAGUUCGAUAUAGAUGUGGGAAGAUCUAUUUGGGAAGUAAGUAGCCCCUUUUGGUCA
This is a messenger RNA of Quercus robur (English oak), 1954 nucleotides long. Its product is annotated as cyclic dof factor 1-like. The transcript is spliced from 2 exons. The record is from RefSeq and is a predicted model, not a curated record. Lineage: Eukaryota; Viridiplantae; Streptophyta; Magnoliopsida; Fagales; Fagaceae. Bases 213 to 1697 code for a protein of 494 amino acids. Gene Ontology annotation, molecular function: DNA binding; DNA-binding transcription factor activity. Gene Ontology annotation, biological process: regulation of DNA-templated transcription.